Molecule: messenger RNA, 840 nt
Organism: Phytophthora megakarya
Lineage: Eukaryota; Oomycota; Peronosporomycetes; Peronosporales; Peronosporaceae
Source: the annotation of a GenBank genome assembly
AUGAUCGAUAAUGCGCUAUAUGGGUUCACCCGGAUCCCGAGGUCUGAGGAUCACGGAAGUACUGCGGAUGUGUUCGAGAACGGGGAACCGGUGGAUCCAGGCAAGCCUUCGGUGCUUGGUCGCAGAUCAUAUAUCGAUGACAUCCUGAUCCCCGCAGAUAACUGGGAUCAACUAUGUGACCGAGUCGAGGGGUUGCUCGAGGCUUGCGAUAAGUGGAAUCUGUCGAUCAGUGUGGUUAAGAGUUUCUGGGGGAUGCCCAAGGUGGAAUACCUGGGUCAUAAGGUCUCACACAAUGGACUGGAGGCGAAUCCAAAAGACCUGUCCGCAUUGACUGAUCUAGCCUUUCCAGGAUCACUCAGAGCUAUGCAAUCAUUUUUGGGAAGUCUGAACUAUUAUAGCCGAUUUAUUGACGACUACGCGAUCUACGCGUCGGUCCUGUACGAAUUGAGAGAAAUCGACUUUGCUGCGAUGACGAAAGAAGCUACCCAAGCGCGGAUCCAACAAGUACUGGAAAGGGAGGACGUAGAUCAAGGAUCGCAGGAAGAUCAAGGUGUCGACCACCGAAAGACUUUGGAUCUGGAUUCACCCGACCUUACUGAGGUGGAUUCGCGGUGGAUCCACGCCUAUCGGUCUUUCAACUUGCUCAAAACCAGGAUUGCCACCACUCCGAUCUUACGACAUUUUGAUCCGGAUCGGAAGGCCACAGUGGUGGUGUACGCUAGCGAUUGGGCCAUCUCGGGAGCGUUGAGGCAAGAAUACGACCAGAUCUACUAUCCCGUGAUGUUUGCAAGUCGUACUCUGAAGUCGAACGAACUAAACUACGGCAUCGCGGAGAAGGAG